Molecule: messenger RNA, 4946 nt
Organism: Dermacentor andersoni
Lineage: Eukaryota; Metazoa; Arthropoda; Arachnida; Ixodida; Ixodidae
Source: RefSeq, a predicted model, not a curated record
AAGCGAGUCGAGUGCAUGCUCCGAUGAGGACGAAGGUACAGCAAAUGGCGCAACACCUGACCACCGCUUUAUACAAGCUAAGAGAAGGAUCAUUUCGAAGAAGGCGAAUCUAGUGAGAGAUCCAGAGACAGUUCAGUUCUCCAGACAAAGUGAACUCCAAGAGUAAAUUUCACAACUAGAGACACCAUUCCAAUACUUCAAGUUUCUCUUCCACGGCUCGCUGAUUUAGCUAUUUGCAGAUCAGAGCAAUUUGUAUGCGCUUCAGAAAGACGUGAGUCAGUCCCUUUGUACCACCGCAGAAGAUAUGGAAGUGCUUAUUGGGACGUGCCGCAUGUGGAUGUCGAUCACUCAAAUGAGGAAGUCGAGGUGCUACUGGAGUUCAGAAACCAGGGUUAGCCAAGUGGCUGACAACUUUCCUGUGGGCUUUGAAAAACUGAAGCAUAACACCCACUUCAUUGACAAUAGUACUCCCGGCCCAAAGGACGCGCCAGGAAGAGAUCGGCUUACGAAAAUGCGUCCUCUCAUUGAUACCAUCAAUGAUCAGUUGUCGCUUGUGCCUCUUGAAGAGAAUCUGUCUAUUGACGAACAGAUCAGACCCUUCAAAGGUAGCAGCUCCCUCAAGCAGUACUGUCCCAAGAAGCCCCAAAAAUGGGAUUACAAUGUUUUCGUGCUCUCCGGUGUAAGCGGCUUCUCCUACAAAUUGGAGGUGUAUACCAGACAGGAGAACUCGGCGCUAGGACGUUUAGGAGAGAGAGAGAAUAAACUUUUUAUUGUACGAAGGAACUCCGUGGGGUUAAUCUCGGGUGGAGCCUUCUUGUAGAGCCCCACUGGCCGUAGCGGCUCGCCGGGCCUGGUCCAGGGUCGCCAGUUGGCUUCCCAGUGCCAGCUCGGAAAGCCGUGCCUCCCAAGACCACGUCGUGAGUGUUUGUGAUGAGCUCACCAGCCUAGAUACUGCCUGGGCUGGGCGCUCCGUACACUGGUAAGUAAUGUGUGUCAGUGUGGCUGUGUGGUCGUUACACCACGGACAUAUCCCUGUUGUGUAUACCUCUGGAAAGAUUGCGUGCAGUCUCGAUAUGUGCGGGUAUGUGUUUGUUUGAAGGCGGCGCCAGUCCCUGGCUUGUUGGCUGCUUAAGUUGGGAUGUGGAGGAGCGCACUUCCGUCUGGUAAGGCGCUGGUACUCCAAAAUCUGCCUGCCAGUGAUGGUUUCCUCAUGGUAAUCUGAAGGGGGUCCCGAGGAGGGUUCUGCAGCUCGGCCAGCAAGUCCUCGAGCUACGCAGUUCGCCUCCUCGUUGCCCCCCAGGCCCGUGUGCCCCGGGCACCAGGCGACGGCAUGGUCCUCAGUCAAUCCGGGGCCCAGGAUAUCAGUGACGCACCUGGGAAGUGUGCCUCUGAGGUAUAACCGACAGGCGGCCUGUGAAUCUGUCAGAAUGUAUGCGGGGCGACCCCUUCGCUCUGCUUCUCUUACGUUUAGGAGAGCCUGACUGUGGAGCGAGUGAAAAUGUUGUUGUUCGCUUGAGUAGAAUGAUUCCGAGAGGCGUACACCACAAAGUGUACUUCGACAACUAUUUCAACUCGCACAUGUACCCGACUGACACGUGGUCAUACCAUUCCUGAGCUUGCGCAGAUGAGUUUUGUGUCUUCUUUCUUUUUUCGCCUCAGUGCUCCCUUCAGUUGAUAGUGGGCGUUCGUGUUGUCCACUUCUCUACUCUUAUGUCCUGUCUGCACGCCUCACCUCUUUUUUGCAUAAUGAAUCAUUACCAACUAGCUCAGCUUUCUGUCGUUCUAAUAUUUCAACUGCCCAACUUUGCAGGUGUACCUAGAAAAAGACUGUACACUGCAUUGGUACUGUGCGGACAAACCGGGUCCCUGCAGUGAGCCUUCCUAGCGAGCAGGAAAUGAAAAAAAAAAUUACCGACGAUUACGUUACUUCCUAAUGCGAAAUUUGAGCGCAGCAAAUAAGCUGUUUCACCUUUUCGAUAGAUUGAGGCAAAGAAAUCGAGCAACACAUGUAUGCGCUAUCACAGAAUUUUUUUUUUAUUUUUCACACGUAUUCCUUUAACAAAGACUCCACUAACAGUUCUUGACAGUCAUGAAGGAAGCUUUGUGGUCGGAGAAAUAGACUGAUAUAUGUUCGACUUGGUACACCAAUGCUUGAUUCUCAAAGACGAGAUCUAUACAAGUGCCUCGCGAGGUUGUCACAGCCGUGGGACGCGUUACGAGCGAGAGGAACGGGAUGUUCUCCCGCAUAAGUGUUAGGAAAUUGCUGUUUGUCUUUAUGUCAACAUUAAAGUCCCCCACUACUAACAUCGGUGUGGAUCGAUGGACGGUUAAUGCGAGUUGCAGGAAGUGCACGACGUCUUUCGUGAGUACUCCUGGAUCAUCUCGACGGCGGCGACGGUAAGCUUCUGCUUCGGCGGCACGCACCUCUGGAUUCUGACGGCGACGGCGCUGGGCCUCUGCUCUGGCAGCUCGUUUAGCAGCAGCAGCAGCAGCAGACGGAGGACUUCCAUCGGUCGUCUCGCUCAUGGCUCAGAAAGAACUGGCAGAUAAUUUCGCAGUGGCGAACGGCAGCGGCAAUUUCGGCUCGGGCGGUGCACAUAUACAGAUCCGCCGCCACCGAUCUGGCUCUCUGAUUGCCACCGCACAGGGCGAACGGCAGCGGCAAUUUCGGCUCGGGCGGUGCACAUAUACAGAUCCGCCGCCACCGAUCUGGCUCUCUGAUUGCCACCGCACAGGGGUUGCAUUGGAGGAGGAGCGAAGAAAGGAAUUAAGUUCGAGCCGGCGCUUUGACAACCGGAGACUCGCAGGAAGAGGGGGGAGGGGGGCGGCGUGUACACCCAGCGGCAAACGAUGGGGGCAGAAGCGCGCGCAGCAAGCGGACAACACGAUAAAGGGAGGAGGGAAGAGAUAGCAGUGACUGACUGAUGCCGCUGACGCCGAUAGUGAGUCAACCCCAGCUGCGGAGUUGGUUUCAGGGACAACGCCGCCGAUGCCGGCACAAACAAUAUGAUACCCUCGCUUCCGCAGCGCUAAGAACCAGGUCUAGCCGUGGGAAGGUGGUCACGUAUUCGUCGACGUGCCGGGGCCUACGUGAAAUAACCGGCGCGUCGGCAACUGAAGAGCACCCUAUCCGCCACACAAGAACAGGGGGGGGGGGGGACCCUUUCCUCCUCUUUCUGCAUGGCGGCGACGGUGUUCUAUGCAGUCACGUUAUCUUGACUCUCUAGCGGCGUCAGCGGCAUCCAGCGGUAUCAGUCGGUCGCUGCUAGCGCUGGGGGGAUGAAAGGGGGGCGGAGCUGGUUACGAGGCCGACGACAACGCCGACGACGACGCGAAACCCAGGAACGGACGCCAAAGAGCUGCGCUCUAAAAGGAAGAGGACAUUUUGAAGAGAGGGUUGCAGUUGUGGAUGGAAUUGAACUGUCAUGCACAAGGUAGCAAGAUACCCGAGCAUUGACUUUGCUCUCCUACUUUGUUGGAACGCAGCCUGCUACAAGUGCAUCAAGGUAUAAUCGUCAAAAAAAAGUACAGAGUAAGAUACCAUGCCCUGCAGUGAUCACCAUCUACAAGAACAUGGGAGGCGUCGACCUUUUGAACUCCGUCAUCUCCAUUUACCGUCCCUACCGAAAGUCGAAAAGAUAUUAUUUUCGUGUUUUUCUGCACAUCCUUGACUUGACAGCUGUAAAUGCUUGGUGGCUUUACAAGAGGAACAUCAUGAAAAAACGCGAUCAGUACACUGAAAGGCUACUUCCGUUGGCUGAGUUCAGGAUGGACCUGGCUGCAUCACUCUGCAAGGCUGGGAAGACGGCGCUGAAAAAGCGAGGAAGGCCUAGCAAUGAGUCAAUAGAACAAGCCUGUGAUGAGAAGAAAAAAAAGGGACCAUCAACUCCAACUCAGGAUGUCAGGCUAGAUCAUGUUGGUCACUGGGUUCUUUGGAGCAAGAAGCGGCAGCGCUGCCAGCUUCCUGGCUGCACAGGAAUCUCCAUGAGCUACUGUGUUAAGUGUGGAGUGCAUCUCUGUUCCACAAACAAGAGCAAUUGCUUUUUUGUGUAUAUCACACUACAAAAUGAGUCCACCGUUUCUCAUUACUUACCGAUUACUGCUCAAGGUAUAGAACCAACCUUUUCAAGCAAGCAAGUGAAAAAGCCUUCUAUUGUACGAUGUGUUCCCACUUGCUGAUUGUCAUGCAAAUAAAUGUUAGUUUGAAACACAAUAAGCCGGGCUUUCCUCAACCUUUUCUUUAUGUGCACGUUGUUGCAAAUAUGCAACGUACCCUUUUUCUGCCAAUACAAACUGUUAAAGUCCACUGAAGGUAUUUUUUUUGUUAGUACAGCUGUUGUUAUGGUUCCCUGCAACGACAUUAAUAAUUUUAUGGCAAAAGAAAAAAAUGUGCAGUAAAGGGUAUACGCGCGCCAACAUUCCAAUGCACCAGUGGUCUUUUUUUUUUUUUCAUUCUGCAUGCAGCCACCAUGCCGGACAGUGCAUUGCUCAGCGGCGUAACGGCAUAUCCGUUGCUACAGACGGAGCCAAUAUAUUUUUCCGAGAUCCUAACGCUCAACCGUGUCGGCCUCCGCGACAGCCAUAUGGGCGGUUUAACGCAGGCGCCAGACAUGUACAGUUGGCGUUCUCCUUGUGUAGAGCGCGGAAAAGGCAGCCGCCAGUGCGCUCCGCAGCCAGCCAGCGACGUUUAACGGUAGUGGCUGGGCCCGAGAUUAUAUGCGUCGGCCGCGAGGGCCCAGGCACUCUACUAACUCUAUGCCAGGCACUUAUCUCGAGCCCAGUAGCUACCGUUAGACGUCGCUGGCUGCCUCCAGAAAGGCUCGGCGGCCGCCGUUCCCGCGCUCUACACAAAGGUGACGCCGACUGUACUUGCAGGGAACAUGCAGCUUCAGUUCGCUCGUGCCUUCAUCUACACAGUGCACUAUGGGCACUAUGGGAUGUAUUGU